Messenger RNA from Neomonachus schauinslandi (Hawaiian monk seal), 195 nucleotides. RefSeq names its product keratin-associated protein 19-7-like. NCBI's taxonomy places the organism in Eukaryota, Metazoa, Chordata, Mammalia, Carnivora, Phocidae. The record is from RefSeq and is a predicted model, not a curated record. The transcript has a single exon. Bases 1 to 195 code for a protein of 64 amino acids.
AUGAGUUACUACUACGGCAACUACUACGGAGGCCUGGGCGACGGCUGUGGAGGCUUCAGUGGCCUGGGCUGUGGCAGUGGCUGGGGAUGCGGCAGCUUCCCCACACUGGGCUGGGGCUGGGGCUGGGGAGCCCGAAGAUAUGACUGCUGCCGCCCACUGUGCUAUGGAGGAUAUGGAUUCUCUACCUUCUACUAA